Messenger RNA from Prunus persica (peach), 4798 nucleotides. Its product is annotated as integrator complex subunit 9 homolog. Lineage: Eukaryota; Viridiplantae; Streptophyta; Magnoliopsida; Rosales; Rosaceae. Bases 1808 to 4012 code for a protein of 734 amino acids. Gene Ontology annotation, cellular component: integrator complex. The record is from RefSeq and is a predicted model, not a curated record. Gene Ontology annotation, biological process: snRNA processing. The transcript has 13 exons.
AAAAAACGUAUAUUAAUUUUGAAAAAAAAACUGAUUGGCGCGCAUGUGAGAGUGUUAAGGUCUAUUUUGCUCCAACCCUAAUCUCCUCAAAACAAAUCAACAUCGUUAAAAUUAAAACUUCCACUCUCUCUCCCCCUCUCUAACUUGUUAUUGGAAAAUUUAAAUUCCAGUAGAAAUCCAGGCUCCCUAAACCUAAAAAUCUGAUUCCUUUCCAAUAGCACGAACAUUCAGAUUCCACCUCUAUUCUGUUGUAUUGCUUCUGCUUCCGCCAUGAGAGCAGAUUGACUAAAGCCCUCCCUGCCUUCAACAGCAAACCAGCAUGGUUUCUGACCACCCAACCUGCCCCACCUUUUGAUGUUGAUGUUUCCCCAGACUCUAUUUUUUUGACAAGUGCCUGUUGGUUCAUUGGGGCAAAACGUCGAACAUUUGGGGGGCAAUGCUUGCCUAGACUUCCAGCAGUCCGGGGCUCAAGAAAUUUGGCUCAGGCGGCGGUUUAUGGCGUUGGGGGUCACUUGACCACCUUGCUUUGACGACUUGGCUGACUGCUUAUUGCCGAAAUAUCCUAAGGACAGAGCAGAGCAGAAUUGGGGGUUCUGAUUCAAAAGGUUAGCUUGAAUAAGAUUAUAGUAUUAAUUCCUGGUUAUGUUGAAGCAUUGAUUGUCGUAGCAUUAUAGGGUUCACUGGGAUUUCCUAUUUACUACUUAGUUCAUUGGUUGAUGAACUUCAUAAUUUACCCUCAGUGCUUUGACGGACCCAGGAUCCGAACGUCGUAGGGUCAUAGUGUAAAUAUUCCAAAGAAAAUUUAAGAAUGGGUUAUUUUUCUUAUCUAUUUUUUCUCUUCCAAAUUUUAUUCAUUUCUUGGACAAAUAUACUGUGAAUGAUUUCGAUUGGUCAUUUUUUUAUGUAUGUUUUUGAGUAAUUUCAAUUCGUAAAAUUUCAAGCCAAAAUUUUAUUGUUUAGACUUUUUUGAAUAUUGGUUUUAGCACUGUUAGAAAAACAAGCCAAAAUUUUAUUGGGUCAGAUAUUUUGCCUGCACAUCUAGUUCCAAUCUGUUGGUUAUUGCAUUUUGUUCUAAUUACAAUGAAGAAAAACAAGUUUUUAUUUUUUUUUUGUAUUUUUUUUGUGUGUGUGUGUGUGGAGAAAUUCUUAAGUGUUAAAUAGUGGUGAUAAAAUCAUGUUGUGGUCAUCCUUAGAUAAAAUUACAAGUAAAGCUCAGCAUUCAUGGAUUCUAAUUUCUAAGCCAGUCAUUGAAAUUUGGGAGGAAGAAAUAAUAAUAAAUGGAACAAAGUUGAUUGACUGAUUCCAACAACAAAAUAGGUUAAAAAAGAUUAAAAAGAAAACGCACCAAGUAGGGAAUGGAGGAGGGAUACGGAAGGGUUUUUUAUUUAAAAAAUUUUCCUAGGCCAAAACGACGUCGUUUUGCCUAGGGUGUUUUAAAAAAAACAUAAACGCGCUGCUUCUUCUUCCUCCUCUGCGCAGCUUCCUCCCUCUUCCUCUCAGGCAAAAUAUCAAGCACUUGGAAGGCAGUUCAAGGGGUCACACAGCCAGCUCAAGUGGACUUCCAAGCCUAUUUCCAUGGCUUCCAUGGGGUCGUUUGACCCCAGUGACCCCACUGUGGGUCCGUCUAUUUAGGUUUAUAGUUUGAGACUAUUUCCCAAAAGAAGAAAAAAAAGGUUUUCAAGUGAAUGUGAAUGAGGAUCCUAGUUUAAUAUACAGCCUCAGCACCCAAGAGUUAAAUCUCUUUUCUCUUCAUGAAUGAUUAGAAGUUAUUGUUGCAGGGGAAAGCUCCAGUGUUCGUGUGUUGCCAAUGAAGUUUUCCUGCUUGAGCAAAGGUGGUGGUUACCAUUUCCCACCAUGUCACAUACUCAACAUAUGUGGUUUUAGCAUUUUAUUGGAUUGCCCAUUAGACCUUUCAGCUCUUACAAUCUUCUCCCCUAUUCCUACUAGUUCAAAAGCUAGUUCCUUCGAUGAAGAGAAUCCCAGUUGCCCAAACCGUAGUGAGUCUUCAGAUUUGGAGGAGCCUAUGGUUCGGAAGAGACAAAAAGUCGAAAAGCCCCUGGAUGCUGAUGAUUUAAUUUAUGCAGAGCCUUGGUACAAAACUGUCAAGAACUUGCACCUGUGGAAUGUCUCUUUUAUUGAUGUGGUAUUGAUAUCAAGUCCAACGGGUAUGCUAGGAUUACCAUUUCUUACUCGAAUGAAGGGUUUUUCUGCUAAGAUAUAUGUGACUGAAGCAGCAGCAAGACUUGGACAGCUUAUGAUGGAGGAUCUUGUUUCAAUGCAUCUGGAAAUCAGGCAGUUUUUUGGACCUGAGGAGUCGUCUUUUCCCCAGUGGAUGAAGUGGGAAGACCUUACGCUUCUUCCGUCUUCAUUGAAAAAUGUAGCUUUAGGCAAAGAUGGGGGAGAACUGGGUGGUUGGCUUUCCUUGUACAGUGCAGCUGAUGUGAAGGAUUGCAUGCAGAAGGUUCUGAGACUUAAAUAUGCAGAGGAAAUCUGCUACAACAGCACAUUGAUCAUAAAGGCAUUCAGUUCGGGUUUAGAAAUAGGCUCUUGUAAUUGGACAAUAAAUGGUCCCAAGGGAGGCGUUGGCUUUAUUUCAAGUUCCAUCUUUGAUUCUGCUCAUGCAAUGAAUUUUGAUUACAAUGCUCUUCGAGGGAAUGAUAUAAUAAUAUAUUCAGAUUUCUCAUUCUCGGAUGGUACAGAAGAUGUUGAGAGUGGCUAUGAUAACUCCAUUCCAACUACUUGCAAUCGGUCAUCUCUCAGAAAUUAUGAAAAUGAUUGUCAAGAGUUGGCCAAGUCCUUACUUAAUGUUGAUGAGGGUUUGGAGGAAAGGGACAAGCUAGCUUUUAUAUGCUCCUGUGUCAUUGAUUCCGUAAAAGCUGGAGGUUCAGUCCUUAUUCCCAUUAGUCGACUUGGAAUUGUUCUGCUGCUGUUAGAACAGAUAUCAACUUCACUAGAUGUUUCAACUUUGAAGGUUCCUAUGUAUAUUAUUUCUUCUCUAGCUGAAGAAUUCUUGGCUUUCUCCAACAUCAUACCUGAAUGGCUAUGCAAACAGCGGCAAGAAAAGCUUUUUUCUGGUGAGCCAUUGUUUGCACAUGCCAAGCUUGUAAAUGAGAAGAAGCUUCACGUGUUUCCGGCAGUUCAUUCACCUAAAUUAUUAAUGAAUUGGCAGGAACCAUGCAUUGUUUUCUCUCCUCACUGGAGUCUACGGCUCGGUCCUGCUGUUCAUUUGCUCCAGCGUUGGUCUGGGGAUCAAAACUCUCUACUCAUUCUUGAGAGUGGACCGGAUGUUGAUCUGGCUCUCUUGCCUUUCAAGCCAAUGGAAAUGAAGGUUCUUGAAUGCUCAUUUCUCUCUGGCAUAAGGUUGCAGAAUGUUGAACCGUUGCUGAAGAUAUUGCAACCAAAAGUUGUUCUGCUACCUAAAGAUUUGAAGCAGAUUAGCUCUUUGAAAUCAAAUUCAUGCUCGACCUUUCACUACUGCGUUAAUGAAACGUUACGUAUACCAAGCUUGAAGGACAAUUCAGAACUAGAGAUUGCAACAGACUUAGCUUCCCAGUUUAAUUGGAGGAACUUGAAACAAGAAAAUAUUAAUAUGACGAGGUUAAAGGGAGAGCUUUGUGUAGAUCAUGGCAGGCAACGGUUGUCCACUGGCAAUCAAGAGUCCUCAGAGAGUAGACCGCUGGUACACUGGGGUUCAACUGAUUUGGAGAAGCUUUUGGUUGUGUUAUCAAACAGGGGCAUCAAGGCAACGCUUGGGGAUGCAUUUGGUUCUGAAUCAGAAAGUGCUUCUCUAGUACAUGUCCAUGAUCCCAACCAAGCUCUUAUAGAAGUCAGAACAACAAGCACUGUUAUUAGUACUGCUGAUGAAAGUUUGGCUUCCAUUAUUUUUGAAGCUAUAGAGGCGACAGUGAAGGCGGCCAGAAGGAUUUCUACCUUACUACCUCUCUUUGCUUCAGCAGCUGGACAAAGGAUUAGCUUCCAUAAGUCCUUUCCUUUUUUCCAAAAAUGUUUCUAAUGCUUGCCGACAACAAUUGGUCCAAUUUUUGCAAAUACAACAUAAAGUUACUCUGGAAAGGCAUCUUGGAAUAAAUAAUAUCCUGAAGUGGAAGGACUCUUUUAAUACCUAAGAUUUCCUGGACUGCUCAGAGGAAAUUCUCUUCUUGGAAAGGUAACUUACUGCAGCUCCUAUUGCAAAUAGGGCCCCUAUUUCCAUCCUUUCCACAGAUUUCCUCUAAUAUUGCUGGUAAUUUGUCUUAAUAAUUUGUCUCGGUAAUUUUUCUGGAGAAAGGAUGGACAUAGGGCCCCUCCUAUUGCUUGGAAGGAAAUCUGUUAACCUUGCAGCUCUUGCAAAAUUGGGUUGGAAUGUUCUUAAUUGCCUCAAAAAUGGUGAGUUCAACUUGUAUGAAAAAUUUAUUUGUUUCAUCACUCCUUUUUUGCUGCUCCUAUUAAAUCUGGACAUUCUGCAACCUGGAAAGCAAUUUCGGAGGCUAGAGAUCUACUUUGUAAUGGUAAUGGUGAGCUUAUCUCUUCCUGGACUCAUAUUUGAGUCCUUUUUCCUGUAUUCCAUCUCCUUGAUGUCUCUCAGCAGAGUAAUGUUGAUUAGGACCUAAAGGUUUGUAAUUUAUUCAAGAUGGUCUGUUGGAAUGAGGAAGAUCUUAGAAAAGUUGUGCUUUAUCUUUUGGUCAAAAGAAUAUUGACUAUUCAAUUCCUGCAAGUUUUGUUGUUGGGUUGUAAGUUGGAUUGCUUAGACAGAAAUUCAACUUGCUGGAAUGAAAGCUCAAUGUCCCCUGUGAAAGCUCAA